AUGCAUGCAGCUUCCAAGGCUCCAUUCAGCUACGUGAAAGAGAAGGUGGAUGUAUUGGACCAUGAGAACAUGGUGUACAAAUACAGUGCUGUAGAAGGUGGUCUUCUUGGUGUAAGAUUCAACUCAUGCUCAUUUGAAAUCAAGUUUGCACCUCAUGAAGGUGGCACCAUUGGAAAGCUCACUUGUCACUAUGACACCACUGAUAACACUCCUGUUGGCGAGGAAGAAAAGGGUCAAAUUUUGGAAGGCCUCUUGGGAAUGCUGAAUGCUGUUGAGGCUUACUUAGUUGCAAACCCUACUGCUUUUGCUUAA
Dioscorea cayenensis subsp. rotundata (Guinea yam) is the source of this 312-nucleotide messenger RNA. Its product is annotated as major strawberry allergen Fra a 1-3-like. Gene Ontology annotation, cellular component: cytoplasm; nucleus. NCBI's taxonomy places the organism in Eukaryota, Viridiplantae, Streptophyta, Magnoliopsida, Dioscoreales, Dioscoreaceae. The record is from RefSeq and is a predicted model, not a curated record. Gene Ontology annotation, molecular function: abscisic acid binding; protein phosphatase inhibitor activity; signaling receptor activity. The coding region runs from base 1 to 312 and encodes 103 amino acids. Gene Ontology annotation, biological process: defense response; abscisic acid-activated signaling pathway. The transcript has a single exon.